GUCCUACCAUUCUAACCAUGCAUGCGCGGCUCCAGGAGUGCGCAGCGCGGCCAUCGGCGAGGGGACAUCGACACUGAUCAUCAGGGCACUGAUGAUCAGUGUGCCCUGAUGAUCAGUGUAGCCCCAGCCAUGCCACCUAUCAGUAUCCAUCAGUGCCAGCUGUCAGUGCUCAUCCAUGCCACCUGCCAGUGCCCAUCAGUGCCACAUCAAUGCCACAUAUCAGUGCCCAUCUGAGCUGCCUUUCAGUGUCACCCAUCAGUGCUAGUUAGUGCCACCUAUCAAUGCCAGUCAGUGCUGCCUAUCAGUGCCAAUCAGUGCCGCAUAUCAGUUUGCAUCAGUGCCCGUCAGUGCCGCCUAACAGUGCCAGUCAGUGCCAUAUAUGAGUGCUGCCUUUCAGUGCCCAUCAGUGAUGCCUGUCAAUGCCCGUCAGUGCCACCUACCAGUGCCUCCUCAUCAGUG
Staurois parvus is the source of this 459-nucleotide messenger RNA. The record is from the annotation of a GenBank genome assembly. NCBI's taxonomy places the organism in Eukaryota, Metazoa, Chordata, Amphibia, Anura, Ranidae.